GGGCAGGCCUCGCCUCCCGCCCGCCCCCGCCAUCUUAAGCCGCUACGCGCCGGGCGGGGGGCGAGGGUGGGGGCCGCCGCGCCACCUGAGGGGAUGGCGGCGGCCGACACGGGCGGGUGGACGUGGCUGCUGCGGGCACCCACCGCCACCGAGCUGCUGCUGGCGGCCCUGUGCUGGCUGGGCUGCUACUGGCUGCUGCGGGGGCGGCGGCGGGCGCUGCCGGGGCUGCCGCCGGGCCCGGCGCCCUGGCCGCUGGUGGGCAACUUCGCUUUCGCCCUGCUGCCGCCGCCGCUGCUGAGGCGGUGGGCGGUGCAGGUGCGGGGCGGCGGCCGGGGCUCCCCCGCCUUCUCCCCUCACGUCUUCCUCACCGGCCUCACCAAGAUGUACGGCAGCGUCUUCCGCCUCUUCGUGGGCAGCCGCCCCUUCAUCGUCCUCAACACCUUCGGGGCGGUGCGGGAGGCGCUGGUGCAGAAGGCGGAGGUGUUCAGCGACCGGCCCUCCGUCCCCAUCGUCCUCAUGAUCACCCGCAAGAAGGGUGUUAUUUUUGCACCUUAUGGCCCUGUCUGGAAGCAACAGAGGAAAUUCUCUCUCUCAACACUGCGUCAUUUUGGAGUAGGAAGACACAGCUUAGAGCCUAAAAUCAUUGAGGAACUGAAGUUUAUAAAGGAGGAAAUGUUGAAGCAUGGAAAGGAUUCAUUUAAUCCCUUUCCAAUCAUUCGCAAUGCAGUGUCCAAUGUUAUCUGUUCCAUGGCCUUUGGCAAGCGUUUUAACUACGAAGAUGUUGAGUUCAAGACGAUGCUGAAGAACAUGGCCCGUGCACUAGAGCUAAGUGUGAACAGCUAUAUGAUCCUGGUCAAUAUCUGCCCUUGGCUGUACUACCUUCCCUUUGGGCCUUUCCGGGAACUUAGGAAAACAGAAUUAGAUAUUACUGCUUUUCUAAAGAAAAUAAUUGCACAGCACAGGGACACACUGGAUACAGCAAAUCCCAGGGACUUCAUUGAUAUGUACUUCAUCCAUGCGGAAGAAGAAAAGAACAACAAGGAGAGCAGUUUUAAUGAAGACUACCUAUUUUUUAUCAUUGGUGACCUCUUCAUCGCAGGCACAGACACUACUUCCAACACAUUACUGUGGUGCUUGCUCUACAUGUCUCUUUACCCAGAAGUACAAGAGAAGGUUCAUGCAGAAAUUGAAGCAGUUCUAGGACGUGACAAAGUUCCCUCUCUUACCCACAAGGCUCAAAUGCCCUUCACAGAGGCAACCAUUAUGGAAGUGCAGAGGAUGACUGCAGUUGUUCCCCUUUCUAUUCCUCGAAUGGCCUCAGAAACUGCUGUGCUGCAGGGAUAUACUAUUCCGAAGGGCAGUGUGAUCGUGCCCAACUUGUGGUCAGUACACAGAGAUCCUAACAUUUGGGAGAAACCAGAUGAAUUUCAACCAUCAAGAUUUCUGGAUGAGAAUGGACAGCUAAUUAAGAAAGAGGCAUUCAUUCCUUUUGGAAUGGGUAAACGUGUGUGCAUGGGAGAGCAGUUGGCAAAAAUGGAGCUGUUCUUAAUUUUUGCAAGUCUAAUGCAAAGUUUUACCUUUUUGUAUCCUGAAAAUGCUGCAAAGCCAUCUAUGGAUGGAAGGUUUGGUCUAACUUUAGCUCCAUGCCCAUUCAAUAUAAUAGCUUUGAAGAAAUGAUACAACAUCAAAGAAGAUUAAACAAAGAAAUACUGCACUUUUAAAACCCAGCUUUAUUUUGUUUCCAGCUUAUUUUGUUACUUUCUUUACAGAAAAACACCAACCACAUAGGCUUUCAUAGUCAGUGAGAACGAUCCAUUUACACUUCUGGAAAUAAAAGAUUUUUUUGUCAGCUGUUGCAUUCCAUAAAUGAACUGACAGCAUAGUUUGCAAUUUGAUAUUAAAACUUGCUGGGCUUGUCCCUUCUGUCUAUAAGCUAUUACUGUCAUUUUGUCAAAUAUUAAUUAUGGGAGAACGGUCCAAAACAUCUGCUAAUGCUUUAGCAAAUAGUCAUUGUUAUUUUGGUAAAAGUAGUACAUAAACAUUUAGUUUACCAAAUGGCUGAAGGACAUCGUCUAAUAUCAAAAGGAUUAAUGAAUGAGAGGCUAUUAGCGUUUUCUGUGUAAAGAAACAUUAUAACUAAGCUUAAAUAAUAACAAAUACUUUAGGGAAAUGACUAAAUGAUGCUUCUUUUAACCUUGGUGGAUUCUUUCUUGCAAGUAACUCAUAGGUGUAGAUUGGAUCAAAUCAAUCUGUAUUCCUGGAUCCUGUUUAUAUCAGGGCUCGCUAUAAACAAUCAGUUACCAACUCUAAACCCCCAGGCUCGGAGGCCAAGUGAAUCCUUGAAAUUACCCUGUUCUUAACAUGAAAGGGGUGUGCAGCGUCUGGAUGCAGAUGUUUUAUCUCAGAGUAUAAAUGAGAGCAGAUUUCCCUAACAAGAAACAGAAGUCUGUUCUCUGUGGUGCCAAGCAGAUAUUCAAGAUGACAUCUGUGCUGCCACUUCACAUUCGCUGUUUUACCCACGUCAGCAAUGACAUCUUGUUCUCUGGUUGCAGCCUGGAUGAGACCAACAGCCCGCUCAUUGGGGAAAACUCUAAAUGCAUAAUCCUGAAUUUGGGGCUUGCACUCAGGUUUUUCAUAUACAGGCACUGUGGACAAUACUGCCACAACCUGUUUGGUUUUGGGAACUGGAGUCUUAUUUCAAAUACGUCACUGCAGAUACAGGUCUUAUACAUUUAGGCAUGGAACAUGAGGAAUCUGACAAACUUGAGGUUUGAGUAUAAAGGCUUUCUCUGUUAUCUUCUAUAUGGAGUAAAAAGAUCUGUAGUUCAUUCAGUAUUAAGUGUUUCAGUACCUUCCUCUCUUCACAUGCAGAAUCUUAGUGCUGUUGAAGCUUAGUGCGCUGUUGAACCAAUUGCCAAGGAAAGCUUGUUCUUAGGUGUUUUGGAAGGGGGCACUCAGUCUUGCCUUUUAUUUGAAAGAUCUCUCAAACAUCGAAAGUGAUCUUUUGGAGGACAUGUAACAAUUUCUAAAUAAUUGUUCUUAGUCAUCCUUAAAUCUCUUUUAUAUACUUUUUGAUCUAACAGAAUUUCGUAUCAGAUGAAAUAAUAUAUACUCUUCUAAGGAAUUCCUCCCCCGCCCCUUAUUGGAGAUCUAGAGAACAGUAGCAGUCCUCCUAAUGCCAAGUUUACAAGAGCAGAAUGUGAAAUUGACUGUAAAGUGGAAUUGGGUAUUCCACAGCAGAAACUAAACCUAAAUUGUAAAAGAAGAGUCAGCUCUUCAGCAUAAAUUAACCUCUGGUUUUGUCACUUUUUAACUUGAAGUUUUAAAAGCCAGAUAGUGCCUAGCGAAGACUGUAAGAUACUUGGUUUGGAUUAAAUUAAGGGUUUCUGUUAGCUGUUUUGAACAACAGAGUGGCUUUAUUUCUGAAUGAUGUAUUUGGUUGGUCAGGUACCCUGCUGUUUGUGUGAGAACUUCCUGUUCUUACAUGGGCUAACUUUUGACUUUAUAGGUUAGCCCCUGCUCAUGUUAAAUUUUUUCUUUGUAUGAAAUUUUUGAAAACCGCAUAGCACAAUAAAAAGUAGAGUUUGGUACCAAUGUUAGAAAACUUGCACUAGAUGUUGACAGUAUUGGAGUAAUAAGCUCUUAUUUCUUUAUGUUUUCCAAUGAAUAAAUAGACUCUGUGUACUUUCGUCUGGAAAUUCUUAAAAUGAUAAUGCUUAAUUGCAAAGCUAAAAUUAAGUGCUGAUAAUAUUUAUCUUUCUGUUGAAAUGCCUCUUUAAGCACCAUAAUGAUGUUGGUGUGCAACUGAUCACUUUUUUAUAAAAUACCUGUCCUUUUAAUCAAUGAGGACACAUUUGAAAAGCACUUUAGUUGGUUGGGUUUUUUUUUUUUUUACAGAUUCCAAAGAAGACACAAUUCACACAAUUCCAAAGUAUGUGGAGUUGUACAUAUUUGUGCUCGUUUUGCCUGCUGGGUUUAGUUUAAAAUGUCAUCUUUGAAAACUAUCCUUCAAAAAUUAUCCUUCUACAAAUAGUACUUUGAGAUGCGGUUUUUGAUGAUACCUAUAAUCAAAUGUUGCAUAGUGUGACAAGCUAAAAACACUGGUGCGAAGGUGGAACCAUGUCACUGUCUGCCAGAAUGCAAGAUGGUGUUGGAAAUGACAGUAAAGACCUGCCUUUCAUGCCUUCCAGAUGCACUGAAAUUUUCACAGGAUGCCAUGAAAGUAGCUAAACAAUAGCAUAAAAGCAACAAAAUGUUUGUGGUUUUAAAAAUGUGUUGCCAUCUUUGGUAAACUUUAAGUAAAGUGGUAGCAGAUUUGGUUUGUAUUUGUAAAUGUAUCCUUCCCCUCCCUUUUUUUAGCAGAGGAAGCAUCUCAAAUGCCUUAUUGAAAAAUGUAUGUUUUAUAUAAGUGGAUGGCUAUUUCUGAAUGCUGAAAAUUUAAUUUCUGAAAAUGACUUCAGACUUUGCUUCAGUGUAAGUUUAUUUUUAAUAAAGUAAUUCCCAAAUAAGUGUUGUAUAGUCACUGCAACGAGUUCCACUUGUUGACUAAGGUUGUGGCGUUCGGUGUUUUACAUCUUACAAAGAAAGCUUUUGAGUGAGAUGUUACAAAAUGUUUUAGAUGAGGAGUGAAGGAGGUGGGGGAAUAAAGCGAUACUGGGAAAAUAUAAUGCCAGGCAUGUUACAAGCAAAUGAUAGAGUCUGUUCAUUCUCUCAGCGCAGUUUGAAAAACACUGUUACUCAGAAUAAAAGGGGAGAAGAGUAGAGAU
Molecule: messenger RNA, 4766 nt
Organism: Chroicocephalus ridibundus (black-headed gull)
Lineage: Eukaryota; Metazoa; Chordata; Aves; Charadriiformes; Laridae
Product: cytochrome P450 2U1
Exons: 5
Coding region: 94-1677 (527 amino acids)
Biological process (GO): xenobiotic metabolic process
Cellular component (GO): cytoplasm; intracellular membrane-bounded organelle
Molecular function (GO): steroid hydroxylase activity; iron ion binding; oxidoreductase activity, acting on paired donors, with incorporation or reduction of molecular oxygen, reduced flavin or flavoprotein as one donor, and incorporation of one atom of oxygen
Source: RefSeq, a predicted model, not a curated record